AUGAAUGGAAACAUCCCCUCACGGCUGUAUCAGUCAGCCUCCAUUGACAUAGGAGAGUUGAAGCAAAUAUGCUCUCGUACAAUCGACACAUCUACCUACCCCCUCGCCUGUAAAGUGGAGCGAAACAUACCAAUCUACGACCUGGCUGCUCUUGGGCAAACAGUCACAGCGAAGCUUCUAUUUCGAUUGCAGGAUGAGUGGCAUCACAUCUUGCACACAGGACCAGGCGUCUUCGUGCUGCGCGACAUGUACGCUCCAGCCCGCUAUGGCCCAACGUUAUCAGCCACCAACGAAGCCUUCGACCGAAUCAUUUCCAAGGAGAAGCAAUCGAACACUACAAAAGGCGACCACUUUGCGUCGGGUGGCACGAACGAUCGCAUCUGGAACUCUUUUGCCAAACAUUGCCUCGAAGACCCGGCCUCCUUCAUAGACUACUACUCAAAUCCAUGGCUGGCCUCUGUAUGCAAUGCAUGGCUCGGUCCAGCCUACCGAGUCACGGCCCAGGUCAACGCCGUUCACCCUGGUGGCGCGGCGCAGGAAUCCCACCGAGACUACCAUCUCGGCUUCCAGGACGUAGACACCACAGCGCAAUACCCUGCCCCCACACAGCUGAUGUCGCAAUUUCUCACGCUGCAGGGGGCCGUCGCACACACCGACAUGCCGGUUUCUAGUGGUCCGACGCGCUUCCUCCCCUUCAGCCAAACCUAUACACCUGGCUACCUUGCAUAUAGACGAUCAGAGUUCCGCUCUUUCUUCCAGGCGAACUACGUGACCAUACCGCUAGCACUAGGCGAUGGCGUCUUCUUCAACCCGGCUCUUUUCCAUGCGGCCGGGGCCAACCUUACAGAUCCCACGCACGGGGGAUUCCGCCGCGUCGCAAACCUGUUGCAGGUGAGUAGUGCAUUUGGGAAACCGAUGGAGAUGAUCGACUCGUUACCGCUUAUCGAUAAAUGCUGGGAGAUGUUGGUGCGCCGGUACCGAGAUGCUGGGAAUCGACUGGCCAAUGUCGAUCUUGAUCCGGAUGUAUUUUCACUUUCCGAACGAGAGAUCCGCGCGUUCAUUCACGCUUUAGCGGAAGGCUAUCCAUUCCCCACAAACCUUGACCUUCGUCCUCCGGCCCCCGGUGGCAUGGCCCCUGAGAGUGAACAGUCCAUUCUUUUACGGGCAUUAGAAGCGGGAUGGACUCGGGCAGAAGUCAUGGAUGAAUUUGAGCGUCUAGGCCAUCGGUCUUACUCUACACUUUAA
Molecule: messenger RNA, 1245 nt
Organism: Penicillium taxi
Lineage: Eukaryota; Fungi; Ascomycota; Eurotiomycetes; Eurotiales; Aspergillaceae
Product: phytanoyl-CoA dioxygenase family protein
Exons: 1
Coding region: 1-1245 (414 amino acids)
Biological process (GO): fatty acid alpha-oxidation
Molecular function (GO): phytanoyl-CoA dioxygenase activity
Source: RefSeq, a predicted model, not a curated record